AUGCCUCUCUCUGGAACCCCAGCACCCAACAAGAGGAAAAAGUCUUCCAAGCUCAUCAUGGAGUUGACGGGCAAUGUGCACAGUGAAGGUGAUCAGGAUGGCUCCGGUCUUAACCUGGGAAAGAAAAUAAGUGUCCCAAGAGAUGUCAUGCUGGAGGAGCUGUCUCUGCUCAGUAACCGGGGGUCCAAGAUGUUCAAACUCCGUCAGAAGAGGGUGGAGAAAUUCAUCUACGAAAACAACCCCGAUGUAUUCUCCGACAAUUCAGUGGAUCACUUCCAGAAGUUUAUCCCACCUGGCACAGAAGGUGGUGUUCAAGGGAGCGGCUAUGGUAUCAUGCAUGGAAGCGGCCAGAUGGUGUCUAGCAUAUCAGUGAGCCGGUACGGAUCUCAACAGCAACAUCCGCCUAUGCCCGCACCCAAACCUGGAAGUGCUGGACACCAUGGGGGUCCUGGAGCAGGGCAACACGGUGGCCAAACAGGUGCAGGAGCUGGGACUGGUGGAAGUGAAGGUGGAAGUGGGCAAGGUGGCCAACAGGAUCAGAAGGCUGGCAGUGGAGGAGGAAGUGGAAAACAAGUUACUAUCUUCAAGACCUAUAUCUCCCCUUGGGAGAAAGCCAUGGGAGUUGACCCGACGCAAGCAACAGCCAUCGGCAUAGACUUGCUAUCUUUGGGUCCCAAAUCUGAACUUUGCGAUUACAAGUCUUUUAACAGGUCUGCAAUGCCUU
Ailuropoda melanoleuca (giant panda) is the source of this 724-nucleotide messenger RNA. RefSeq names its product myozenin-1-like. NCBI's taxonomy places the organism in Eukaryota, Metazoa, Chordata, Mammalia, Carnivora, Ursidae. The annotation marks the transcript as partial. Gene Ontology annotation, molecular function: FATZ binding; actin binding; telethonin binding. The record is from RefSeq and is a predicted model, not a curated record. The transcript has a single exon. Gene Ontology annotation, cellular component: Z disc; actin cytoskeleton.